This is a messenger RNA of Solanum tuberosum (potato), 297 nucleotides long. RefSeq names its product actin-like. Lineage: Eukaryota; Viridiplantae; Streptophyta; Magnoliopsida; Solanales; Solanaceae. The transcript has 2 exons. Bases 1 to 297 code for a protein of 98 amino acids. The record is from RefSeq and is a predicted model, not a curated record.
AUGUGCAACUCAAUCAUGAGAUGUAAUGUUGAUAUUAGGAAAGAUUUAUUUGCAAACAUUGUGCUUAGUAGUGGCUCAACUUUGUUUCCUGGCUUAGCAGAACGUAUGACCAAGGAAAUCACUGCUCUUGCUCCGAGCCACACGAAGAUCAAGGUGUUUGCACCACCUGAUAGGAAGUACAGCACCUGGAUAGGAGGACCAGUUCUCGCUUCACUCAGUACUUUCCAACAAAUGUGUAUAACAAAUAGCAAAUAUGAUGAAUUUGGUCCCUCAAUUGUCCACAGGAAGUGUCCCUAA